Molecule: messenger RNA, 336 nt
Organism: Argiope bruennichi
Lineage: Eukaryota; Metazoa; Arthropoda; Arachnida; Araneae; Araneidae
Exons: 1
Coding region: 1-336 (111 amino acids)
Source: RefSeq, a predicted model, not a curated record
AUGAUUGUAGGCACUCGAAGCGUCGGAACCAGUAUCAGCAAAAUGGCUGCUCUUGCGAAGUGUUCGAGAGCAGCAAUUAUUAAUAUGCAUAGAGAGUGGACUACCAAGCAGAAAACCGGGUCUCAACGUCCGGCUUGUGGCCGUCACAGGCUACUGAAUGCUCCAGAUGAAAUGAGACUUGCCAGAGUUGUCCACUCCAACAUAAGAGCAACAGAACGUCAAAUAGCGGGGAAUUUUAAUGAAGGGGCAACUUCGAACGUCUCUGAACGAACUGUGCGGCGCACAUUACAUCAUAUAGGCUAUGGGAGUCGACACUUGUUCGAAAGCUUCUACUGA